AUGGCGAUCCCGGUCGCCCGCGUGCAUCUCGCCAUGGCACACGCGGCUCUCCCAGCGCUGCUCCCAACCCCGCCCAAGUGGAAGAUGCUGCCGCUGCUCCCAACGCCGUGCGUCGCCGCCAUCGUCCCGAUGCCGCUCGCCAAGCCCAGCCGCGCCGACUCCGGCGAGAGGUGGGACGCGUGCAAGAUCAAGCCGGCCAGCGCAGAACCCUCAGCCGCCUCCUCAUCAUCAUCAGGCCCUCGUUCCGCGGACAGCGUCAUCAACAGCAAGUGGCCGAUCAGUCGAGCGCUGGGACGUGCACAAGGAGCGUCGCCCGCCGCAGGCCGACCAGCAGCUUGA
Molecule: messenger RNA, 339 nt
Organism: Miscanthus lutarioriparius
Lineage: Eukaryota; Viridiplantae; Streptophyta; Magnoliopsida; Poales; Poaceae
Source: the annotation of a GenBank genome assembly